CGGCGGUGACAACAGUGGGCGGCCAGCGCUCGGCGGAGACGGUAGUCUGUGCUAAGACGGACCGUGUGUCGGAAAAGACGUGCUUCGCCUUCUGUGUAACCAUACCACGGUGUGUCAGCCAUGUUGUCGGCGUGUCUCGGCUGGCUCGGCUGGCUGGCAUCCCUGGUGUUCAGCCCGGUGACCAUCGGUCUCGUGGUGCUGCUCCUGACGCUGACAUACCGCUAUCUGACGCGCCACAAGAACUUCUGGAAGGGGAAGGGUAUCGCCAAUCUGCCGUAUCGAUUCCCCAUGGGAAACGCCGGAUUCGAGUUCUUCAAAACGUCGUUCGAUGAAAGCUCGGCUGAAUUGUACAGAGAGACCAAGAAGGCUGGAGGAUGUAUGGGCAUGAUUGACUGGAUGGGCCCUGCACUAGCAAUCAGUGACAAAGACAUGAUCAAGAAUGUUCUGGUCAAGGACUUUGAAUCAUUUUCCUUGAGACAGCCGGAAUCAUUCAACGCAGUCCAAGGGAACGUUAUGUCGAAGAUGCUGUCAAAUCUGACGGGGCAAGAGUGGAAAGAUGUCAGGAAUAUAUCCACUCCUACCUUCUCGACAGGUAAAAUCCGCGGCAUGACAACCAUUCUGGAAGACCUUUCUAACACCCUCGCAGACCAGAUGUUCAAGGAGUCCCAGAAAGAUGGAGAGAUCAAUGUCAAGGACGUGUUUUCUAGAUUCACCAUGGACACAAUAGCGUCGGUAGCAUUCGGUUUGGAAGCCGACUCCAUCCGCAAUCCGGAGUCAGCGAUCGCCAAGAAGGCAGAAAUGUUGAGAAAACCACCGUCAGCCUUCAAUCUGUUUGUCUUCCUGGCUCUCUCCUCAAUGCCGGAGUUCGUCAAAGAGCAUUUCGACAUGACCUCGUAUGUCAUCGACAAAGAGAGCCACGACUUUUUCGUCAACAUCUCGAGACGUUCUAUCAAGGAACGAGAGGAGCACCCCGAACGGCGCCGCAACGACUACCUUCAGCUGCUCAUCGACUCACGUCGGGACGACAGUCAGGCGCGCAAGCUCACCGACGACGAAAUCACGGCUCAGUGUCUUCUGUUCUUCUUCGCCGGGAACGAUACCACUUCAAACACUCUGGCGUGGGCUGUGCGUCAGCUUGCAUUCCAUCCUGAAAUGCAAGAACGAGUCCAAGCCGAGAUCGACGAAGCACUGCCAUCUAGUGACGACUCCAUCACCUUCGACAAAGUCAACAGCGGCAUGCCGUACCUUGAGAGCGUCCUGACGGAGACCCUGAGGAUGUACCCCCUGGCGCAGCUGACGCGCUGCUCGACUCGCGACUACCCCAUUCCUGGCACGGACGCAGUUCUGCCAGCCAACAGUAUGGUGUACAUGUUUCCUCUAGCCAUGCAGUACGACGAAGAUCUCUACCCGAACCCGGAGUCCUUCGAUCCGGAGAGGUACUUGCCCAACAGCAAGGAGGCCCGCAACUCGUACACCUACCUGCCGUUCGGUCAGGGACCGCGCAACUGCAUCGGCAUGCGGUUCGCGCUGCUGCAGGCGAAGGUGGCACUGGUGGCGCUGCUGAGGAAGUACUCGCUGGUGACGGGUCCAAAGUCCGGGAAGAUGGAGCCGGUGCUGGAUCCCGGGUUCUCGCUGACCCAGGAGAAGGGCGGAACCUGGCUUAAGGUGGUGCGACGCUAAAACGGAGCUGCGCCGAAAAUGUUUCGCCUGCAGCUAGACAAAGUUAGGCGGUCUGGCUGUUUGUGCUGUUACUGGACUGAAUAGUAACGCUCAUAUCUAUCUUUAUCGUAUGGGUAAUUAUUCAGAGACAUCAAAUGGACUCUGCGACGAACUUUUGAUUGCCAUUUGUCAGUGCUUCUUUCAAAGCGAUUGGUCUAACUGGUUGUGCAGUGUGCAAAUAAGUUGUGAGCUUAAGCACUGAUCUUUCUUGUCGGUGUUGUUUCGUUGCUUACGUUGUGUUUUUGUGUGUUGUGUUUUGUGUUUGUGGUUGCGUUGGUUGUGUUUGUGUUUUGCGUUGCAGGCAAAGACAUUGUUUAACUGUCUUGGCUGAAUCAAUAAAAUCAUUUGUUGAGCUUA
Molecule: messenger RNA, 2076 nt
Organism: Amphibalanus amphitrite
Lineage: Eukaryota; Metazoa; Arthropoda; Thecostraca; Balanomorpha; Balanidae
Product: cytochrome P450 3A31-like
Exons: 1
Coding region: 121-1680 (519 amino acids)
Molecular function (GO): oxidoreductase activity, acting on paired donors, with incorporation or reduction of molecular oxygen; iron ion binding; heme binding
Source: RefSeq, a predicted model, not a curated record